This is a messenger RNA of Apiotrichum porosum, 1449 nucleotides long. RefSeq lists its product as uncharacterized. NCBI's taxonomy places the organism in Eukaryota, Fungi, Basidiomycota, Tremellomycetes, Trichosporonales, Trichosporonaceae. The record is from RefSeq and is a predicted model, not a curated record. The coding region runs from base 1 to 1449 and encodes 482 amino acids. Gene Ontology annotation, cellular component: membrane. Gene Ontology annotation, biological process: carbohydrate transport; transmembrane transport. Gene Ontology annotation, molecular function: carbohydrate:proton symporter activity. The transcript is spliced from 8 exons.
AUGGACAAUACCAAAUCGGCACUCAUUGGAGUAUCAUCAACCGACAUGUCUACUAGAGACCCCAAUGUCGUCGUUGACAAUCGGGAUCUGGAAUCUACGGCCACGGACCCCCCACCCCUCGCAAGUGCCUUUGUCAAUCUGAACAAGUGGCAAGCCACCAGGACAUUUUGGCGCGCAACCUUGUGCUGUUUUUUUGCAGGUUUCUGCGUACUCAUGGAAGGGUACCAGGCCUCUCUUUCGGGCAGUGUUGUGAGCAACUCCGGGUUUAUUCACCAAUUCGGCACUGUCAUAUCUGCGGAUGGCAAGAAGUCACUCGAUGCCCGCUACGUGUCCGCCUGGGGUGGCACUGGGAUCAUUCUGGAGAUGUUUGUGUCCAACAUGCCAGGUUGGCUUGGUGCCAAAAUUGUUACAGGUAUGGCUUCGGGAAUGGGCCAGGCUACCUCCCUUCUGUAUCUAUCUGAAGUGGCCCCUUCUCAAACACGUGGCGCGCUCAUGUGCUGCUACGCCCUAUUCCUCGCUCUUGGACAGCUCUCCGCCUCUGUCGCCCUCCUCAUUGUCAAAGACACAGUCCCCGAACAGUGGCGUCGUGCAAUCUACUCGCAAUGGGUUCUGGUCAGUCUGUUCCUCGUAUGUCUACCGUUCCUUGCCGAGUCGCCAUGGUACUACGCACGCAAGGGCCAAGACGACAGGGCUAAAGGAGCCCUCAAGCGUCUCUACGGAAUGAUCAAGGGCUACGACAUUGAGCAUGAGUAUGCUGUAAUGAAGGCCGAGUUGGACCACGAGCAGGCCAUGCGGCGCGACCUCCAUGACUCUACCUUCAAGGAAAUUUGGAUGGGGACGAAUCUGUGGCGCACGCUCCCCAGCUUUUUCGGAGUGAUCAUGGUCCAGUGGUCCGGCGCCACCCUACUUGUGUUCAUGGUCGGGGUAUCAUUCUACAGCACUGAGCGUUUCGGUCGUCGCACUCUCGUGUUUGUGGGUGGGAUAGGCUGUUUCGUGUGCAACAUUGUCUUGGGAACUCUUGGCGUCGUCAAACGUACCGACGUCGUGCUUAACGUAACGCUGGCGGUCAUUUGCAUCUGGGUACUGUUUUACGCUGGCUGUCUUGGCGGCGUCUGCUGGGGCCUUACGUCGGAAAUCUCAACGCCCCGACUGCGAGCGCGUACGACGGGCAUAGUCGUCAACAUGUCCACCUGCUUUAGUCUGCUGUUUGGGUACACCGUGCCCCUCAUGCUUGCGGCUAAGGGCUCCGGCGCACGAAACUGGGGCGUGAAGACAAUGUACCUCUUUGCCUGUCUCGGGGGUAUCGGGCUCGUGGUCAACUACUUCCUCCUUCCCGAGGUCCGUGGGCGGACUUUUGCCGAGGUGGAUGAGAUGUUUGAGGUUGGUGUGCCACCACGUAAGACCAAGAGCUACGUGACACGGGCCCAGCGGUCCGGCCAAAAGCACUAG